This is a messenger RNA of Cucumis sativus (cucumber), 2579 nucleotides long. RefSeq lists its product as uncharacterized. The coding region runs from base 149 to 1246 and encodes 365 amino acids. The transcript has 5 exons. The record is from RefSeq and is a predicted model, not a curated record. Lineage: Eukaryota; Viridiplantae; Streptophyta; Magnoliopsida; Cucurbitales; Cucurbitaceae.
CAUUCUUCAACCAUAGGGCCAAAAAUCGACCGUUGAAAAUCGUAGCCGUGGGAAACCAAUUUCUCCCCUUCAUUCAACGGUCACUUUAUACUCAUCGUCGAACACUGUCUUCUCUUGUUCUCCUGUGUUCCUGUUCUGUGGAUCGUAAAUGGGAAAAUCCGAUAGAUCUAAACCUUCGAUUGAACGGCGAAAUUGGGGCAAAAUCUUCAAUGGUCUCACACAAAUGCUACGGACGCAACAAAAUCAGCUCGAAACACUCGUCACUGAGCGAAAACUUCUCGAAGACCGCGUUAAAAUGCAGCACGAACGAUGGGUCGCUGAUAUUCGUCUUUACGAGGACCAUGUUUCUCAGAUGAGGGAUGAGUUGUUUUUGCAAGAUAUGGAACGCUCAUUUCAAGCCUCGAAAUCAGAUCUGCUCGCUGGAAUGAAGCAGACGGAGCUCUAUGUCUGCCGAUUGAAAAUAGAACAUUCAGAAGCUGAGUUAGAGGAUUUUAAAUCUUUCUUUGACGAUUUCAUCGCUCAUAAGAACUCCAAGCUACAAGAAUCAUUUUUAAGAAGUGCAUCAGAACCAGCUGAAGCAAAUGGUGGAGGAGAAGGUGGUAUGUCCAAAUUUGGAAAUACAGAUGAAGUGAGACGUUCUGAGGCAUUGGAAAGCGAAGUAAGGAGGUUUAGGAGUGAGUAUGAAAAACUCGCCUCAGAAAAGAGUUCGGAGGUGUCUGCGCUGGUGACCGAGAAUAAAUUUGUAUGGAAUCAAUAUAAUGUUAUAGAAGCCGAUUACUCUAGUAAAUUGAAGAAUAAGCACUCAGAGCUUGAACGUGCACAUCUAAAGGUAGAGGAACUUCUAGCCACAUUGGAACAAUUACAGAGCUCAAACAAUGAGAAGGAUGAUGUUAUUGCAAUGUUACGAAACCAAGUCGGGAAGAUGGAAACUGACUCAUUUAAAUUAAAAGACGAAAUUUCCAGACUUUCACACGACUUAGAAGUGCAAAGGAAGUCUGUGAAUGCAACUGCCACACCCGUGUUGAAACCAUGCAAGGCAGGACUUAGGACAUCUGGUUUGGGAGGCAAAAAUGGCUCGCGGAGCCGAAGUAAUGUCAUUGUCAACAAAGAUGCAUAUUCUGCACAACCUUCUCAUUCGGGAAACCAAAUGAAGAGAGGCGCUGGUGAUAUUUCAGAUCCAGGGACUCCAAGGUUGUUCACCUCUAGUUUCAAGGUCCCUAAACUGAAGAACGAAAUCAAUUUGUAGAUUUGCUAGUGUGUUACUUAUAGCUGUGUGUGAUCAAUAAUAAUGUAUUAUUGCUGUUGCUGAAAAAUGAAAAUAGUUGUCAGUUAUUUUAUAUAUAAUGUAUAAUGAAUUAUUCAUUAUUUUUCCAAUGUAACAACUAAAUUAUCAAUCAGAAUGUCUGUUUUAGGAAACUUUUAACAUAAAAUAGUAGUAUUGUGGGCAUAUUGAUAAUAUGCCGUCAGCCUCUAUAGAGUAGACAACUUCCGCAAAACUUCUUAUAUCUAACAAAGAAAACUGCAACUACAUUUUACAUCAUACUUACGAAUCUUUUCAAAGUAUGCCUCCCAUAUACUAUUUGUUAUGCAUUAAGUAGGUUUCGCAUCGGUGCUGGACAGUUACGACGGAGGUGACCACUUGGACCUAAAGUAAGGACGGUUCCACAGCAAUAUCAGCAGCAGAAACAGCAACACCGCGGCGCCCCAAGGUGAGGUCCUCUCUGCCUCCUGAGCCGACCUGCUCUUAGUUCUCAUGGAAGCAGAACCAACUGUACCAGACACAGCUACAGAAUUUGCAACAAAGAUCAUCAAAAACGGCAAAGCCAAAAGUAAUAGCUUGAAGUCCAACACCAUCUGCUGAGACUGCAAAGAAAGCAAAAGAACGACGACGCCGAGGAAUGCGAGCAGCGGCAUAGGCGGGAGAGACAUGGAAGACAUUUUUCUCUCAGUCCAUCCAUACUUCCACUCGGGACCUCUUUCCUCCACCACCCAACUCAUGGUCUUUUCAGGUUAGAAGCUUUCCUUUUACUUUUUGGUGUAACAAUCUGCAAAAUAGACACAGAAUCUGAUACGCAAAUGGUGAAAUAUUGAAGAGGGAGACUUGGCUUUUUUAUAAGUAAAUUCCCAACCGACCUUCCUCUAAGCACAGGGAUGUUCUUGGAAGAUUUGAUCUCAAUCUGUUCCAGACAGCAAUAGAUAAAUAUGAGAAUGCGGCUGUUUAGAUUUUUUUUUUUUUGGUUUGUUGUUUUGCAGUAAAGAACGAACACAUGGAGGCCAUGCAAUGGACUUGACAAAAGCUUGUCAUAUGUAGUUUGUAAAGAUAUUGUUUCUACUUUUCUUUUCAAAGGAGAGAUAGUGUAGGUUAAGUGUUGCUGCAAAAAGAGAAAUUGAAUCCAAAGUAUUAUAGCAUAGUAUAAAAGAAUUUUGCAAAUUUAGCUAUGUUUUUAGAGCCUAAAAGGUAGAUCAUAUUGUUAUAGCAGUAGCAGUAGAGUAUAUGAUGUAAUACUAAACCUACCCUUGUAAUUACCAACAAUAUAAAUAAAAGGUAUCUCCAUAAGCUAGAGAUCAAUUCAUUUUUA